Molecule: messenger RNA, 885 nt
Organism: Penicillium cinerascens
Lineage: Eukaryota; Fungi; Ascomycota; Eurotiomycetes; Eurotiales; Aspergillaceae
Exons: 2
Coding region: 1-885 (294 amino acids)
Source: RefSeq, a predicted model, not a curated record
AUGGCCGACUCCACCAGCAGACCGAGCUAUCCUGCCGGGACGAUCGCCAAAGUGUCGACCGAUAUCCUAAACGAAACUUUUCACAACAUCAUUCAUGACUUGGUUGCCAAGGUCCACCGCGAGGAGAAGAUGGCGCGGAUGCGCUCCGCGGUGGUGAUUGCGAGACAAAAAGCAGAGGAAGAGUCAACUGUACCAGACGAGGCCGGCAAGACCGUAGCGGACGGCAAACCCAAAGAAGUCAUCAUCGAUGCGAACAAACUCGCAAGCACAAAGCUAGAGACGGACGCCGCCAUCUACGACCGCGGGAAAGUAUUCCUGAAAGGAAACCCGCUACACACCGUGAAGGAGAUCAUUUGUCCUGACUGCCGUCUCCCACGCUUGUCAUAUCCACCUGUCGGCACGGGCUACCGACCUCCCCCCGAUCCAAACCGUGAAUACUGUCGGAACGGGCCAAUGAUCACCUUACCCGGACACGACGUCCACGGGAAUAUGUUCGCCGUGAUGCCUAACCCUAAGAAGCGAAAGACCGAAAAGGACAGCACGAUUCCCGAGGUUCCUACGAGCAAAUGUCCUAUCUGCCCCCGAUACUUCGUGAUGAACCGAGUGGCGCAACAUCUGGACCGAUGCAUGAACAUCUCCGGACGUGGCAGCAGCACACGCAACAAGACUCCAACAGACAGUGGAGCGAGUGGCGCCAGUAGUCCGACCUCAUCAGCACCGAAGCGACCCCACAACGACGACGAAGACGGCAGUCCGAGCCCGACAAAGAAGAAAAAGCUCAACACGUCCAAGAAAGGCUCUAUGAACAAGCCUGGGCCUAGUAAGCUUAAGCAGUCAUUUACAGCAGAGGAUGACGACGAUGUCAAGAGUGAGAAUGCGGAUUGA